GUUGCUGUCUUCCGUGGCGUCGUGCUUGUCCGUCGUUGGGUGGUCAUCGUCCGUCUGCAUCUUCUACGGGUCCACAGUCCGUGCUCUGCUCCGCUUGUCUGCCUUGUCCAUUGCAUCGCCUCGUCUCGCCUUGUCUCACCGUGCCUCGCCUCGAAUCGCCGCUGUUCAACUCCGUCUUGCUCCCUGGAUUGGCUCUGCAACAACGUGUGGCUGCUAAAAAAUUAUGGUAGCGAUUAAAAUGGGGAUUAAAAUGAGGAUGAAGCAGCAGGAAGAGUAUGAUGGCAAUGGUGCUGCUGCUGUUUAUUCCACACAGAAAAUGGUGUUUGCUUACUAUGCCACUGGUCAUGAAUUUGGCCACGCAACUCGUGUUGCGGAGGUGGUGAGGCAUCUAAUCCUUGCUGGUCAUGAUGUUCAUGUGGUCAUUGCUGUUCCUGAAUUUGUUUUCACCAACGAAGUGCAUUCUCCUUGCUUAUUUUUUCGCAAGGGACAUUUAAUGAUUCUUCAGGGACUCAUCAAUUUAAUGCAGUUCGGUUGUGCACCUCCAUUCUUGUAA
Messenger RNA from Arachis duranensis, 553 nucleotides. Its product is annotated as L-arabinokinase-like. Bases 224 to 553 code for a protein of 109 amino acids. The transcript is spliced from 3 exons. The record is from RefSeq and is a predicted model, not a curated record. Lineage: Eukaryota; Viridiplantae; Streptophyta; Magnoliopsida; Fabales; Fabaceae.